This is a messenger RNA of Hirsutella rhossiliensis, 993 nucleotides long. RefSeq names its product ribosomal protein l5 domain-containing protein. Gene Ontology annotation, molecular function: structural constituent of ribosome; RNA binding. The transcript has 3 exons. The record is from RefSeq and is a predicted model, not a curated record. Gene Ontology annotation, cellular component: ribosome; cytosolic large ribosomal subunit. Bases 1 to 993 code for a protein of 330 amino acids. Lineage: Eukaryota; Fungi; Ascomycota; Sordariomycetes; Hypocreales; Ophiocordycipitaceae. Gene Ontology annotation, biological process: translation.
AUGCUUCAAUGCGCCAGGAGAUGGGCUUCGACCGGCGCAAGCAGCACGAAUCAGCUGGCCGACCUCGAAUCCACAACCACCUUCACAGCACCUGCACCUGAUCAGAACGUGACCGAGGCUUUCCAUGCCUCGCAGAGGUCGAGGGACAGUGAGCACAAGCUUCCGGGAAACAGAUACCAGUACCAUCCUCCCAAAUACUACCGCGGCCCUCUACACCCCGUGCAGAUGCCUCCGUCGUCCGAUCCCACCGCCCGAGACUUUGUCCCUGGUCCGUUCAGCUUCCCACGGCUGAAGCACACAUACGACAGCACAAUUGCGCCCGAUCUGUUGACCCUCACCUACACGCACGUCCCGCCCGGGACCCCCCCCAGCGAGUCGCAAAAGGGCACUCUAAGGGAAUGGGAUGACUCUUCCCCCUACCACAAGAACCGCCCGCGUCGUGGGCCCCGUGGAGGCGGCUCGUCGAGGCUGGGCAUACUCGAGCGCAAAAUCACUUGGACCAACAUUCCCGAGAUCGAGGCCGUCACCAUCAACUCUUUCGCCCCUAUGGCCUCGCAGAACAAGGAGUAUCUUCACGUCGCACUGGCGGUGGUGCAAGCCAUCACGGGCAGGCAUGCAAACACAACCACCAUCAGGCGCAGCGUGAUCCAGUGGGGCAUCAAGAAGGGCGACAAGGCAGGUGCCAAGGUGACGUUGCGCGGCGCCGCGGCGUACGAAUUUGUCGACAAGCUUGUGACGCUAGUACUCCCCAAGAUCAAGGACUGGCCUGGCAUCAAGGCCAGCACGGGAGACAGCGCGGGAAAUCUGGCCUUUGGCAUGGAGCCCGCGUGGAUGGCGUAUUUCCCAGAGAUGGAAAACAACUAUGACAUGUACCCCCCGAAGCUGAUGCCCGGCUGUCACAUCUUCAUCCACACGACCGGCACGUCUGACAGGCAAGGACGCCUUCUGAUGGAGGCACUAGGGUUCCCGUUCUACGGCGAGGUUACUCACUAA